GAAGUUUGAGCCUCAAGCGUUUCCGUCGCGGCCUCCGCCCGCUGAGGCAGUGAAGCGCCGCUCUCGAUUCCCCUCAGGUGUCGCUCUCUGGCCCUUUACCCUUGACUUUCUCCCCCGCCCCGCCUCCGCUUUUCCUUGCAAGCAUUAUGUCCAGCGUGCUCAAGUCUGUCGAUUACGAAGUGUUCGGUCGGGUGCAAGGUGUUUGUUUCCGAAUGUAUGCAGAAGAGAAAGCUAGGAAAGCAGGAGUAGUUGGCUGGAUUAGAAAUAGCAGUCAAGGAACAGUCACUGGCCAAGUUCAGGGCCCAGAAGAUAAAGUAAAUGAGAUGAAGGCCUGGCUGACCAGUGUCGGAAGUCCUAGCUCACGCAUCGACCGGACAAAUUUUUCGAACGAAAAAGAGAUCUCGAAACUUGACUUCACUCAUUUCAUCACAAGAUACUGAGAUGAAAACAACGCCAAGCUUAGAAUUAUCCUGCUGCCGUUGCAUGACUGUCUCCAUGUUUCCCUUGAAGUGUCAUGAUAACACUUUGGGGAGGUUUUCUUGCAUGCUAGGAAAACGUUUGCAAUUCUUGCCCUUUGCAUUUUAGUGGAAGUUGUCAGUAGAACAAAUGCAAGUAGAACAAUAUUGGGGGAGAAACAGCACUUUUUGCUCUUUCUUUAUCUACAGAGCACUUCCCAAACUGAGGCCCUCUCUACAGACUGAAAGCCAAGGAAUAAUUUAUCUCAGGGCCUUUAAAAAAAAUGUGUAAUACUAAACUGUAUUUAACAUCUCUAGUUUUCUCUAAAUAAUAGCCAUUGGGGGAUUUGUUUGCACUAGGAGGUUAUCUCCCAGGGUUAAUAAGAUGGUUACUGUGGAGCAAGAAGUCACUGGGAAGUGGGACCAGGAGCCCAUGCAUUAUUGUCCUAGUAUGGGUUCAAAUGGGAUCGCCAGAGUGGAGCAAGGGCCUCUGUUUGAACACCGCUCAAACAAAGAAACUCACUUUGAGAGGG
Pogona vitticeps (central bearded dragon) is the source of this 988-nucleotide messenger RNA. RefSeq names its product acylphosphatase 2 (gene ACYP2). Gene Ontology annotation, molecular function: acylphosphatase activity. The record is from RefSeq and is a predicted model, not a curated record. NCBI's taxonomy places the organism in Eukaryota, Metazoa, Chordata, Lepidosauria, Squamata, Agamidae.